Ceratitis capitata (Mediterranean fruit fly) is the source of this 1489-nucleotide messenger RNA. RefSeq names its product dnaJ homolog subfamily B member 13. The record is from RefSeq and is a predicted model, not a curated record. Gene Ontology annotation, cellular component: cytosol. Gene Ontology annotation, molecular function: protein-folding chaperone binding. Bases 170 to 1294 code for a protein of 374 amino acids. The transcript is spliced from 4 exons. NCBI's taxonomy places the organism in Eukaryota, Metazoa, Arthropoda, Insecta, Diptera, Tephritidae.
CCAUAUUCAUAAAAGUGAUAGCAAGAGCAGAAAUACAACAAUUACAGUGAAUUUUCUUUCAGCUUUGAUUAUAUAAAUUCAAAAAUUUUGACUUUAUAAAAGAAUUAUUUCAAACGUUCGAUACUUACUUUGAAAAUUUAGUUAUCAUUAAAUAUUUAAACUAUUUCACAUGAUGAUUCGCCCAGAACUCGAUUACUAUGCAGUGUUGAAUGUUUCUCGGGAUGCGCCCAAGGAGGAUAUAACGCUUUCGUAUCGAAAAUUAGCCAUACAAUUGUGCCCACAUCGUGACCCAAAGUAUGAACGUGACUUUGUUUCUAUUUUGGGACCCACUCAUAUGCAACCUUUAUCUUUGAAUCGCCAAUGGGAAUACAUUAAUAUGGCUUACGAUGUUUUAGGUAAUGAUUUGCAUAGAGCCAUUUACGAUCGUUUCGGUGAGGCAGGACUGUUUCAAGGAAUACAAUUGCCAAACGGUUACUUUCCACCUUAUCAAUAUCACGGCGAUCAUAUGAAAGUCUAUCACGAUGUUUUUGGCAGUUAUUCACCUUACGCGAACAUUAUUGAUAUUGUUACAAAUCCUCCAUUACUAUAUUCUACCCUGGAACAUGGUAUUGGGGUACGCACAAAGGACCCGCCCGUGGAGAAAAUAAUUUAUUUAGAAUUGGAAGAGGUAUUUAAAGGAUGUACUAAAUUAAUGCAUGUUUGGAGGCAAGAAUUCCUUGAUUCCAAAGAAGAACGUACAGAGAAGAGAAAAAAGACACUGAAGCUCAAAAUACAACCAGGCACUACCCCAGGUACACGAUUUUGCUUCAAAGAGGAAGGCGACCGUAGCCCAACAAAAAUUCCCGCGGACAUUAUAUUUAUUACAGCUGAUAAGCCGCAUCCGGCAUUCGAACGUAGUCAACAUCACAACUUAGUCUAUACUCAUAAUAUAACUUUAAAGGAUGCACUUGUGGGGUUUAGUUUCACAAUACGAACUUUGGAUAAACGUUCAAUAAAGGUUAACAUUUCGGAUGUUGUUAAUCCCGACUAUAUCAAAGUAAUGCCAAGAGAGGGACUACCAAUUUGUGAAAAUAUACCGAUCGCCCCUGAUAUGAGGCCAGCUGGAGUCAAGAAGAAGAAGUUUGGAGAUCUAAUAAUUAAAUUUCAAGUUGAAUAUCCAAAAUUCAUGACAAACAAAAUGCGGAUUCUAACUAGAGAAUUGUUUUGUGAAUUACAAGAGCUCCAAAAAGAAGCAGAAGAAGCUCCGCAUCCCAUUCAUGGUCUUUUACAGAAAAAAGGAAGUAAACCUCACUAAACUACAAAUUAGAAAAUUUACGUCCGCAAGCAAAACAAAAAAUAAAUUAAUUGUACACGUGUACAUAUACACAUAGGUACAUAUUUUUAAUUACGUGCUGUACAUCAAAUAUUAUAUUUGUAUCAUUUAAACUCGGUUUAAAUUUUCUUGCAAUAAAAAAAUUAAAUUGGGCGCUCUAUGUAUCCAUACAUAAAA